Ogataea philodendri is the source of this 930-nucleotide messenger RNA. RefSeq lists its product as uncharacterized. Lineage: Eukaryota; Fungi; Ascomycota; Pichiomycetes; Pichiales; Pichiaceae. The coding region runs from base 1 to 930 and encodes 309 amino acids. The record is from RefSeq and is a predicted model, not a curated record. The transcript has a single exon.
AUGAAAGAAAGCGACGCUUUCAUGCAGCAACUGGUGGACGACCUCAGCUUCGACUCGUACGCGGUUGCAGAAGAAAGUCUGUAUCCGACUCCGCCGCUCGACUCGAACCUCAGCCAGCUGUUCGACGAUACCCAUUUUGACUACCACGUUCCUCGGUACUGUCUCGACGAGCACCAUCAUCCAGACGCACCCGCAAUCGACACCCUUGGGUCCCUAAUUGACGGUCACGUGACAGAACACCCGUCGGCGGACGAGGCACCGGAGUCCAACUACAACUGGAAGCAGGAGCCCCGCGGCGCGGAGACCCCCGUUGCGAAGCACGAGUCAGACCUGUACGAGGGCCAAUUGCGCACUCCGUGUCGCGGGCUGGACUACUACCGGGUGCGCAACAAUGUCACGAUCCGGGCCUUUGAAGGUGUUGCGCAGCACGGGUCCCAGUACGUCUACCACGAGAACCGCAAGUACGGGACAAGUUUGUACGAGCCUGCGGUGAACAGGAAGCUGCGGACGGAGGAGGCAGCGGGCGAGACAGCACAGACGUCGCGCAAGAAGAGCGUCAACAUGGGCAACUUUGCGCUGUGCCCGUUUUGCCCCAUGAACGAAGAAAACACAAAGAACGAGUUCCAGAAGCUUUUUUUCAAGCGCAACGACAGCAACUACUUGCAUCACAUGAUUCAGUUCCAUGGGGUGUUUUCGAACGGCAAGCUGGUGAAGGACCCGGUGAAGAGGGGAUGGUUCUUCCCGAAAGACAGUCUGGAGCCCGUGGAGGUUGUUGAGUGUCCGUACUGUUUGGAGUGUGUUUCGUUGAAGAAGUUCAAAGCAGCCAAUCCAGACGAACACCGCCUGCUCAAGUACCUGCGCCACGUGAAGGAAUACCAUAAGACGGGCAAGAACCUGCAACAGGUGUCGUUUUCGUCCGAACGGCAGUAA